AUGAACAUUGGGACCCUUCAGGGCAAGUCUGUAGAGUUGGUAAAGAUUCUUAAGAAGAGAAGGAUUAAUAUUGCUUGUGUUCAGGAGACUAGGUGGGUAGGUUCUAAGGCUAGGGAUGUGGAUGGGCACAAGCUAUGUGUUUAUGCGCCACAGGUGGGCUUGGACGAGGUGGCGAGAAGCGUGCCUAGCUCGGACAAGAUUAUCAUAGCAGGGGACUUCAAUGGGCACAUUGGGGUCUUACUGGGAGGCUAUAACGAUGUGUAUGAAGGUUUUGGUUUCGGUGAUAGAAAUGGUGAGGGAGCUGCUCUUUUCAAUUUUGCGAGUUUCUUUGGGCUAGUGCACAGGCUUCUAGUGAUGGACUUUUCUAUCAAAAAGAGCAAGAAGAGAAGGGUCGGGGAGGGUCGGCCAAGAAUUAAGUGGGGUAGCCUGACUCCAGUUAGUACUCUGGAGAUACGGGAAAAGGUGGCAAGAAUAGGGGUGUGGGAGUGCAGGGGGGACGUGGAUAUUAUGUGGGAUAGGGCUGUCAGCUGCAUCACGGAGACUGCUAGAUAA
This is a messenger RNA of Capsicum annuum, 552 nucleotides long. RefSeq lists its product as uncharacterized. Gene Ontology annotation, biological process: chromatin remodeling. The record is from RefSeq and is a predicted model, not a curated record. Lineage: Eukaryota; Viridiplantae; Streptophyta; Magnoliopsida; Solanales; Solanaceae. Gene Ontology annotation, cellular component: nucleus. The coding region runs from base 1 to 552 and encodes 183 amino acids. The transcript is spliced from 3 exons.